Messenger RNA from Anneissia japonica, 515 nucleotides. RefSeq names its product transmembrane emp24 domain-containing protein-like. Lineage: Eukaryota; Metazoa; Echinodermata; Crinoidea; Comatulida; Comatulidae. The transcript is spliced from 2 exons. Bases 90 to 500 code for a protein of 136 amino acids. The record is from RefSeq and is a predicted model, not a curated record. Gene Ontology annotation, cellular component: endoplasmic reticulum-Golgi intermediate compartment; COPII-coated ER to Golgi transport vesicle; endoplasmic reticulum. Gene Ontology annotation, biological process: endoplasmic reticulum to Golgi vesicle-mediated transport; Golgi organization; intracellular protein transport.
CUCUAGAAGCCUUUCUUACAAACGAACGUGGCAUUAUCGCCUAUUUUCUUGCAAGAAGUUCUGCCAGAAUACAAGUGAAUUUGGCGAAAAUGGAGAAAACGGAUAUAUUUAUUUUGUGUUUUAUAUUACUAGAAUGUUUUGUAUGUACAAAUAGUUACUUUGUCUCCGUUGAUGCCCAUGCAGAAGAAUGCUUUCACGACAAGGUAACAUCUGGUACGAAUAUGGCUCUCGCGUUUGAGGUGUCGGAGGGAGGCUUCCUGGACAUCGACGUCAAGAUUGUUGGACCUGACAAUCGAGUGGUGUAUGAGGGUGAAAGAGAGUCAAAUGGGAAAUACACGUUUGCCGCUCAUAUGGAUGGUGUUUAUAGAUAUUGUUUUAGCAAUAAGAUGUCUUCUAUGACACCAAAGAUUGUAAUGUUUUCUAUGGAGGUUGGUGAUGCACCUAAAGUUAUGGAUACUGGAGGUAAACUUACUAAGGAUUGGAGUAUGAUAAAUGUUUAAUUGUAUGCAAGAAGG